AUGCUGCUCAUGGAGGAGCUGCAGGCGAAGCGAGCCCUUUUUCAGGACUUCUCCCUCUUCCCCAACCUCAUGACCUACAGAUGCUCGUCUGCAAAUGCCAGGCUUCACCCCAGCAGCAAGCUGGCAACCGCAGAUAUGCCAUCGCCUCCUGCGAAGCUGGCGGCGAGUGGGAGCUGGCGCUGGACUGGGGAAAUCCACCUGGUUUUGGGUGUCCUGGUCCCUGGUCUUCUGGUGUCCUGGUCCCCGUGUCUCCUGGUCGCCUGGUCUCCUGAUCUCCUGGUCUCCUCCUGCUCUCCUGGUCUCCUGGUCUCCUGGUCCUUGGUCUCCUGUGACAUCAUGUCCGAGAUGCCGGAGGCGAAGAUCCAGCCGCGCGAGAUGAUUUAUAGCUCGGUGGCAGCGGCCUGCCGCGCAGGCGGCCACCCGGAGCUGGCAGACCAACUCCUGGCAGAGCUGAGGCCGGAGAUCGCCGGGCGAAGAUCGGGUGGCGUCGUCGUUUGGCGUCGGGCCCUUUGCCUGGGUGGACCAGUAAGGUUCUCAGCGGAUGGGCCGCUGCGCCUGGCCGCCUUGAGCAGUCCGCAGACCGUGCUCCUGUGCUUCGAUGUGGACGCGGAGCUCCUGUCUGGCCUUGUGGGUUUCGCUCUUUGCCGUACCACCCUGAAGGAGGGGAAGAACACCGGAGAGGUUUGGAUCGGCGACCCGCGGCGUGGCAGCUGGCGAGGAGAUGGAGCCAAGACGGCCGAGGCAGAUCGCCCAGCAGAGGAAGGCGCAGGAGAUGCCAGCCCGGAGGCCGAUGAGGAGGAGACGACUGCUCCAGGCGGGGGAUGGCAAAGGGCCCUGAGAUGUGCCAUCCGCGACUUCAAGUGGGGGGACUACACGGUGGAGCCUAACUCUCAGUACUCCUACACGCUCUACGCCGUGCGUGGGGAUGAAGAGCUUGGGGUGCAGGAUGCCCGAGACCAAGGUCCCUCCACGGCAGGGCCUGGGUUGCACGUGGCUGCUCAGGUGCAGUUGCAAGUGGACACGCAGGAGACUGAUGGUGACCAGGUGCACUUCAACCGGGGCGUGGCGGGGUCUCAGCGCUUCGCGCGCCUCGCCAUGGGCACCAAGGAGCAGGGCCCGAGGAGCUUGGAGCAGUGGCAGUGGCUCUCCCGGGGCUUGGAGGAGGCCAUGCUCGGCUUCAUCAAUCGGGCCGAGGAGGGCUGGUCCCUGCGCUGCGCCUUGUAUGAGGCGCACUACCCGCCUGUGAUGCGAGCCUUGUCUGCCGCCCGCAGGCGCGGUGCUUCGGUUCAGAUCGUGGUGGAUUGGAAGCAGGCUGCUUGGUCUGAGGACCGCAAGGUUUGGACACAGAAGGGGCCGCAACACCUGAACUACUGGGCCCUGGCUGAAGCGGGCCUCCUGGAUUCGGGGUGCGUGAUCUUCCGCAGGAAGCCGCCCUCCGCCAUCGGCCACAAUAAGUUCAUGGUCCUCAUGACGCCAGAUGGACUUCCAGUGGCAGUAUGGACCGGGUCCACGAACGUCACAGCAGGGGCCAUCUUCGGCCACUCCAACGUGGGGCACGUGGUAACGCAGCGCCCACUCUGUGAGAAGUACUGGGCCUACUGGCAAAGACUGGCCGAGGAUCCAGAGAAGAAGGACCUCGCUGCCUUCAAUGAGAAGCUGACCCCGCUGCCCAAGGAAGACUGGACGCGCCUUGUGCUUUUCUCCCCUCGGUUGCGCUGGGCAGAUUCCUUGGCCUUCAUCGCCCAGCUGAUUCUCAGAGCCAGGCACAGUGUCGCCUUCACUGCAGCUUUCGGCAUCAGUCGUGAGAUUUCGCCUGCAUUGCUGGCAGCGGGCAGCGAGGGCAUAGGCGCGGCGAUCCCGACCUAUUUGCUGUUGGAGAGCCAGGGGAACUGGCAAGCUUCCCGGGAGGCAGUUCAGCAGCUGCAACGCCUCAGCAACGUGCGGGUAGCUUUUGGCACGCACCUGGAGGCAGCCGGUGGGAGCAGUGGUGCCUGGGUUCCGGAGAAGCUGACCGGCCUCAAUGAGCACGUCCGCUACGUUCACACCAAGAUCUUGCUGAUCGACAUGUUUUCGGACCAGCCCAUUGCGCGGCUCCGGCAACUUCUCCCGUGCGUCCAUGGAAUCCAACGACGAGAACAUGAUUCUGGUGCGCGGGGAUCGGAACUUGUCGGAUGCCUACACGGUGGAGUUCUUCCGCAUCUUUGAGCAUAUGCGAUUUCGGAACGAAGUCGAAGGUCAUUUGAAGGCCCCCUGCGUUGCCAAAGACGCGCCGGCGAUGUGCAAGUGUGGCCAAGCGGCAGCCGAGCGCACAGUGAAAAAGGAAGGACCCAACACGGGGCGACGCUUUCGAUGCUGCGCCAACGGCCCCAAAGAGGCCUGCAAGUUCUUCGCAUGGGUGGACGAGGAAUCGAGCGAGGAGCCCGAGGAGGCCCCCUGGCCACAGCGCGCGGAGCGGGGCUUCCCGCAGCUGGAGCGCCGCCUUUUCUCCGGCCUGUGGCGGAAGGAGCAGCCGGACUCUGCGCCCAGGCCAACUGUGGAGGCCGUGGCCAGCGAGGACGAGGAGUGUGCCUCCUUCUACUCUGCGGAGUCUGACAUGCUGGAGGCCAUGGAUGCCGUGGGCGUGAGCGAAACGGCAGCGGAGCUGGAGAGGCCCAGUGAGAGGCCCAGCACACUUGUCCCUGUGCGGGAGAUGGCUCAGAAGCUGCUCACGGUGGAGCCCAACAAGAAGGGCGGCAGCGCUGAGUUUCGGGAUCUCAGCAGCGCGUUGGUAGAGAUGGUCGUCCAGCGAGAGCCGAUUCUGGACUGCUUGCAUGAGAUGAACCUCAAAUUCCUGGCCAAGACGAAGGCAACCUGGAGACCUCAGCUGAAGCAGGCCAUGGAUCUCAUCGGCUGAGAAGAACCCCGAUCGCUUUUCUCGCGGCGCAUUCAUGCAGAGUGCUGCGAGG
Messenger RNA from Effrenium voratum, 2945 nucleotides. Lineage: Eukaryota; Dinophyceae; Suessiales; Symbiodiniaceae. The record is from the annotation of a GenBank genome assembly.